Molecule: messenger RNA, 2834 nt
Organism: Triplophysa rosa
Lineage: Eukaryota; Metazoa; Chordata; Actinopteri; Cypriniformes; Nemacheilidae
Gene: b3gat3
Product: beta-1,3-glucuronyltransferase 3 (glucuronosyltransferase I)
Exons: 5
Coding region: 371-1369 (332 amino acids)
Biological process (GO): carbohydrate metabolic process; chondroitin sulfate proteoglycan biosynthetic process
Cellular component (GO): Golgi membrane
Molecular function (GO): galactosylgalactosylxylosylprotein 3-beta-glucuronosyltransferase activity
Source: RefSeq, a predicted model, not a curated record
GCGGAAGUUGUUGGGAGUGCGCAGUGGAUGAAUGGGAGCGCUGUUUGUACUGCGGUUACUUGCAUGCACGGGUGCACAAUGCAGUCCGAAAUGCACAAAACGAAGUAACAGGAAAUUAAUAUUUAUCUCGGAGUGAGUAAUCUAUUCGAUCCUGGUUGAAACGCGUUCCGACAGUAAGGUGACAUUGUGCGAUUUAUCCACCACCUAAAAUCAAGAUAUAUCUGUGUCACUGGAUGCGUGCAAACCACAACCCUGUUUGUCCUCCCUAAGCCGCAGUUGUGGUCGUGGUAAUGCAUUCACAUGGGAUGCCUGGAUAACAGCUGGUUUUAUCGCCCUCCGUCAGUCCUGAUUUCAGCAUCAGCAGGUCAUCAUGAGAGUGAGACUGAAGCUGAAGACUGUGUUUGUCUUCUAUUUCAUGGUGUCCCUGCUAGGACUCAUGUAUGCGCUAAUGCAGCUCGGUCAGCGCUGUGACUGCAGAGAUCAUGGCGUGUCUAAAGAUCAGCAGAUCUCUCAACUCAGAGGGGAGCUGCAGAAGCUACAAGAACACAUAAAAACUUCAGAACUGUCAAAAAUCUCUAAGCCUGAUGUGCCCGCAAUUUAUGUGAUAACACCAACAUAUGCAAGACUGGUGCAGAAGGCCGAGCUCAGUCGUUUGUCUCACACCUUCCUCCACGUUCCUCGAUUACACUGGAUCGUGGUGGAGGACGCUGCACAGCCAACUCCACUUGUCACAGACUUCCUAGCUGCGUCUGGCUUGACCUACACCCACUUACACAAGCUUACCCCCAAAGACAAGAAGCUUCAGGAGAAUGAUCCCAGCUGGCUGAAGCCCCGGGGUGUUGAGCAGAGAAAUGAGGGUCUGCGCUGGCUCAGGGAGAUGGGUGCUGCUGCAGAGGGAAAAGAGGCAGCCGCUCUUGAAGAGGCUGUGGUGUACUUUGCUGAUGACGACAACACUUACAGCCUGCAGCUUUUUGAAGAGAUGCGAUACACACACCGUGUCUCUGUGUGGCCUGUGGGACUAGUGGGAGGGAUGAAGUUUGAGAGCCCGGUGGUUCAGGAUGGAAGGGUUGUGCGCUUCCACACUGGCUGGCGCCCCAAUCGGCCUUUCCCCAUGGACAUGGCUGGUUUUGCAGUAUCCCUAAGGCUGAUUCUGUCUAAUCCUGAAGCAUGUUUUGAUGGUGAUGCUCAGAUGGGCUUCUUGGAAAGCAGCUUCCUUCAGCAUUUGGUUACUAUGGACGACCUUGAACCAAAAGCAGACCUGUGUACCAAGGUGCUGGUGUGGCACACCCGAACUGAGAAACCAAAGAUGAAACGGGAAGACGCACUGCAGAAACAAGGGUUGGGUUCAGAUCCUGAUGUGGAGGUGUGAGCUGCACCUCCUCGAAACAUUUCUGGACUUCCAUCACCAAAGGUUUAAAACCCCCAUCAUGCCAAACACGAUUUUAAGAAAUUCUCAUAAAAUAACGACACUAGUAAUGAACUGAUUCCUUGACUUGACACACACAAAAUACACUUUAGACUUUGGUUUAGAUGUAUUAGGAAUGACAGUGGUGUAUUUAAAUCAAUGCAGGCAAAGAGGAAGUGGAAUUUCAUAAAUGGUUUCAGUGUAUCUCAUAUUCAGUCCUUAUCAUAUGUACACUUGAACUGUAUCUUAAAGAGAAAUUUGCUUACUGUUAAAAUCAGUAAACUAAGGUUGUAUUAUAUAUUUUUCAUUUAUAUUAUUAGAAAUGUUUUGUUGUAGUGUGGGUUAGCCUGGAAUAUCUGUAUUAUGUCACUGUAAUGUAUGCUGUAUGAAAGAGUACUGUACUUGUUUGUCGCAUUUGUUGUGAUGUCUUAUAGUUGUAUAUGGUAAUGCGAAACUAUUUAUUUUGUGUUGAGAGAUGUGGGCAGAAAUAGGUCAAAUAUGGUGCGUUUUAUGCCAUUAAUCUCUUGUGAAUCUCAUUUUGUGUACGUGGCGCUGAUAAGGCUUCGGGACACAAAGUACAAUGACAUUGUCAUUUGUACUUGUGAUAAAACAAUGAAAAUAUUUUAUGAAUGCAAGAACAUUUUUCUGGACACAGGUAAUAAUGUGACAAUUAUAACAGAAAAAAUUAUGCCCAGUUUGUCUUGUCUACCGAACUAAAGUGUUAGCUUGGUCAUAUUCAAGACCACUUUUCAUUGUGUACAUGCAGGUUAACUAAUGUCUCUGACUCCUGAACAGAUUCUGAGUCAUCCUGAUUUUUUUUUAUGAUUUCUUUCACCAGCUACUGCUAAAAUGUUGCCAUGUGAGUUACAGCACAAGAAACCACAACAAAUGAAUAACCAGACACCACACACCCUCUGCUUUAUGAUUCAAUAUUGCACCUCGGCUAGGGCCCUCCAUUGCACGCUUACAGUCACACAUACAAUGGCAAACACAUCUGCUGAACAGCUGUUUGUUUCUGACAUCACCUGGGAAGGUGCAUUGCCACUGGGCAAUAUAAUAAAGAUUAUAACACAUCUUAAAACUCUUCUAUAUGAGAGCGAUUGUGCAAGAGUAGAAGAUACUUCAAGCUUCUGUUGUAUUUUGAAGAAAACAGAGAUCCUAACAGAGAUUUUUAAACAACACACCUGUGUAAAAUAACAUGAAAAUAUUCACGUCUGUAUUUUCUUAAGUAGGCUACCCUGUAGCCAAUGAGUCUCUUAAAUGCCACACCUUAUGUUUACAAUUCUGAAUUCCAUUCAUUCUUUUCCCAUUUCUUUUCUCAUUUCCAUCACCCUUCUGUGAUGUAUCUUGCUCUUCUUUUGCCCUGUUUUAAAGCGUUUAUUUUAUCCACCAUAUGCUGUUUUGACAAAUAAACAACAGUGGAGAUGUA